This is a messenger RNA of Cyphellophora attinorum, 816 nucleotides long. RefSeq lists its product as uncharacterized. The transcript has a single exon. The coding region runs from base 1 to 816 and encodes 271 amino acids. The record is from RefSeq and is a predicted model, not a curated record. Lineage: Eukaryota; Fungi; Ascomycota; Eurotiomycetes; Chaetothyriales; Cyphellophoraceae.
AUGUCCACCACAUUGGAUCAACCGUCCUCUGUGACCGAGCUCGCAUUGCUCAGGGUGCCACUGUCUGCCGGCGCGUCAUCUCCCAUUGCUACGCGAACCGAUGUCUCUGCUGUCAAAGCUCCCAUACGUGCUGGUCUGCUCAAAGCAAAGAAUGCUAUGCAGGACUUCUCAGGAGAGAGCUUUGCCUUUGCGAUUCUCGAGGCUGAUGAGGAGAAGAAAUUUGAGAGUUCGCAACUUCAAGCACAUUCACAAGGACGAGAAGAGGCAGAGACAGAAGGAGAGGCAGCAAACAUGAUUUUGAAGGAGACUGUCGACGUUCUUAUCAUUGGUGGCUGGCCAUCUGUCGACUUCCACGUCAGGACAUGGCUACCAAGUCCAGAAAAUCAAGCACUUCUCGUCGAAAUCGGCAACUCUGGCGCGACGACCAGGUGGAUGUGGCAUGUCGAUCGCCGUCGGGAGGACCUCGAGGGCCUCCUGACGAGUGCUGCAGCAUCCAGCCCUGGAGGACUUCACCUCCAUCGUUUAGUCAUUGACAACCCUGAGAUGAUGGAGAAGGCAGAAGUUCUGCUGGCAGACCUGCAGGGAGGUGUUGGAGUAAGGGGAGUCGUGUCGGCAUGGCGUAUCGAUCCUGGCUACUGGGCAGAAGGAGAGACAGAUAUGAGAGCGAACGCAGGGGUUGAUGCUGCGGAACUGGUCAUUCUUCUCAGCACUGGUAUGGAUGACGAAGUCGACAAACGUGCCGGAGACGUCAUUAAUCAAUUCGUUGGAUUGGCAGUGGAUUCGACCAGCAGAGUCGGAACGAUCAUGAACAUAUGA